AUGCCAUUAAGAAACUUGAAUUUAAAACAUCUCAGAAACAACUUAAACAUGAGCUUGAGUGGAGUAUCAUAAUCUUUCAAGUUGUGACAGCAAACAGUAACUCAAACAUAAUGUGGUUUUAUUUAGCAGACCGACAAACUUAGAGAAUUAUCAGCAAAAAAACAACAGGAUAACUUUCAGGUGUUACAUUAACGAGAAGUAUAUCAUACAGCAUGCUGAGCACAACACUUUAUUUAUUUCCUGAGUACCUUACGAAUGGACAUUUACACAGAUUGUAUUAUUGAAUCCUGAAUUUAAGAGAAACAACAUACCUGAUAGAACAGUCAUCACUAUUAAAGCUGUUAUGGCUCCAGCAAAAACAGUCAAUCUUGGAUGUCUCAUAGCCAUUAUAGCAGCAAUAAAGAAUGUCUUGU
Messenger RNA from Acanthoscelides obtectus, 413 nucleotides. NCBI's taxonomy places the organism in Eukaryota, Metazoa, Arthropoda, Insecta, Coleoptera, Chrysomelidae. The record is from the annotation of a GenBank genome assembly.